This is a messenger RNA of Penicillium soppii, 2103 nucleotides long. Its product is annotated as bifunctional K:H/Na:H antiporter NHX1. Bases 1 to 2103 code for a protein of 700 amino acids. Gene Ontology annotation, biological process: proton transmembrane transport; vacuolar acidification; sodium ion transport. The record is from RefSeq and is a predicted model, not a curated record. Gene Ontology annotation, cellular component: early endosome; fungal-type vacuole membrane; late endosome. The transcript is spliced from 4 exons. Gene Ontology annotation, molecular function: sodium:proton antiporter activity. NCBI's taxonomy places the organism in Eukaryota, Fungi, Ascomycota, Eurotiomycetes, Eurotiales, Aspergillaceae.
AUGGCUACUCAACUCAUGAACGAUGCCUUGCACGGCCUACUCCGAAGAGCCGCUGAGGACUCUGAUCCUGAUGAUGCUCCCGAAGCAGGCUCAAAGGAGAUGUCGAGCUCCUGGGCAUUGUUCAUUAUGAUCAUGCUCUUGAUGUUCGCCCUUUUCACAAGUUACAUCCUCCAGCAGAAGAAGAUCCAAGCUGUCCAUGAGACCGUGUUAUCUAUUUUUGCAGGGAUGUUUGUUGGACUGAUCAUUCGUUUAACGCCCAAAUCCACCCUCCAAGAUAGUGUUGCCUUCGACUACCAAUUCUUCUUCAAUCUCCUCCUCCCUCCGAUUAUUCUCGCGUCUGGAUAUGAACUUCACCAGGCGAACUUCUUCCGCCAUAUCGGCACUAUCCUCACAUUCGCCUUCGUCGGCACUUUUAUCUCCGCGAUCGUACUCGGGCUGGUUCUGUACCUGUGGACACGAAUCCCACUCAACGGUCUGAACAUCUCUUUCGUCGAAGCUAUUUCUGUCGGUGCAACACUCUCCGCUACGGAUCCCGUCACUAUCCUAGCAAUCUUCAACCUCUACAAGGUCGAGCCGAAGCUUUAUACUAUCAUUUUUGGCGAGUCAAUCCUCAAUGACGCGAUUGCUAUUGUGCUUUUCGAGACGGCACAGAAGUACGCCGAAAGCGCGGCUGGUACUUUGACCUUCCUCAACUUGUUUGAGGCCGUCGGGCUGUUCUUGCUUGUCUUCUUUGGUAGUAUGGUGGUUGGCAUGUUCGUUGGAAUCGCCACCGCGCUGGGUCUCAAGUACACCCUAGUGCGGCGCAUGCCCAAGAUUGAGAGCUGUCUCAUUAUUUUGAUUGCAUACGCCAGUUAUUUCUUCUCCAAUGGCGUGCAUCUCUCAGGCAUUGUCUCCCUCCUCUUCUGUGGAAUCACCCUCAAGCAUUAUGCCUACUAUAACAUGUCGCGUCGCACGCAGUUGACAACCAAAUACCUAUUCCAGGUGAUGGCUCAACUCUCGGAGAACUUCAUUUUCAUUUACCUUGGUCUUGACCUUUUCGUCGAGGCCAAUCUCCAAUUCAACCCACUGUUCAUCCUGGUGGCGGUGUUUGGUAUCUGCCUUGCGCGCUACCUCGCGGUGUUUCCGCUUUCCAAAGCUAUCAAUUGGUUCAUUCGGUAUCGCGCACGUCGCCGUGGCAUUGAGGUGCCCGAUGAGCUACCUUUUGCCUACCAGGCCAUGCUCUUCUGGGCUGGACUACGUGGUGCUGUCGGCGUUGCGCUAGCAGCGGGUCUGACCGGUGUAAAUGCUCCAGCGCUCCGUGCAACGGUCCUUGUUGUGGUCGUGCUCACCGUCAUCAUCUUUGGUGGAACCACAGCGCGCAUGCUAGAAAUUUUGGGCAUCCGUACAGGUGUGGUUGAGGAGCUCGACUCGGAUGACGAGUUCGAUAUAGAGGUCACCCACGGCGGUACCUACUACAAACGGUCUGGCGCAGCCCUGGGUUAUACCCCACGGCGCACCGACUCGACCAUCCCAAUGGAUGGCCUCACCACAGCUCCGCGUGCUGGACUCGGGGAGCGAGCUGAUAGCUACUCAAGUGGAAACAAUCGCCGCCCUGGCCCCCCAUACACCCAUGCCCGGAUGUACUCGGCCGCCUACAGCAACAAAGAUCAAUCUUGGCGUGACCGCCAAUCUGCCGCAACAUUACUCAACGGCGGUGCUGACCCGAGUCCUGGAGAUGGCAGUGACGACGAGUUCGGUCUCCCGCCCACAGGCAGCAACCGCAAUGGCCCCACCCAUCCCGACGAGUUCGAUCUCGACAUCGAGGGCAUCUCCGACGACGACCUUCCACCCGCAGCAGGCGGAGCCUCGCGUCUCCGACGCUCUGCCUCCCAGCCCCCUCGCCCCGCAAGCGUGCCAUCCCCUAACGCGGCAGCAUCUACCAGUGUCUCGCCCUCGCGCCAGCCCACGGGUUUCACUGCUCGGGAGGCUUUACGAGAUUUGUUCUCGGGUGGUGCAUCGGGCGAUCACGCGGCUUGGUUCCGGCAGCUCGAUGAAGAUUAUAUUAAGCCUACCCUGUUGCUGGAUCAGUCGAAUCACAGGGGACCCGGACCUGGUGCUGUUUGA